CCUCAUCCCUCACUCACUCACAACACAACUCAACUUCAAAACUUCAAAGCUUCAAAGCUUCAACCUUUAACUUCAUCAAACCUUAAAACAAAGGGUAACCCCACAAUAAUUAACUCUGCAAAAUGAAGAUGGCUAGUCCUUCCAUGGGAGGUUCUAAGAGAAGGCUCUCAGGAAGAGGGCUUGGAGGUGCCCUCAGAGAGCAAAGGGCAAGGCUAUACAUAAUCAGAAGGUGUGUGGUCAUGCUCCUCUGCUGGCAUGACUAGUACAGCUACUACUACUCCUACUAUUACUACUUCACCUCUUCAAAAAUCCAACCUUGAUUCCAUCACUGUGGAAAACAAGAUUGGUUGUUUCUCUCCUCUUUAUUCUUCUCUUCCUUUCAUUCAUAGUGUGUAUAUAGCUGACAGCUGGUUAUUGUGGAAGAAGAGUGUUAACAAUUUUUUGUAUGGCUUCGCGUUAUGUACAUCACAAUAACACAGAAUUAUUUAUAACAAUUUCAAUUUUAUCAUA
Vigna unguiculata (cowpea) is the source of this 510-nucleotide messenger RNA. Its product is annotated as small polypeptide DEVIL 4-like. Gene Ontology annotation, biological process: negative regulation of cell population proliferation. The record is from RefSeq and is a predicted model, not a curated record. NCBI's taxonomy places the organism in Eukaryota, Viridiplantae, Streptophyta, Magnoliopsida, Fabales, Fabaceae.